This is a messenger RNA of Ceutorhynchus assimilis (cabbage seed weevil), 653 nucleotides long. Lineage: Eukaryota; Metazoa; Arthropoda; Insecta; Coleoptera; Curculionidae. The record is from the annotation of a GenBank genome assembly.
UUUAAAUGGUCAUACAAAUAUCAGGCCACAGUCAGGUUUCCAUAAAAACAAAAUUUAUGCCUCUUUAGCAACCGUAACUCACACCGUAACUUAUUGAUCUUAAUUGUCAAAAUUUCAGUCAAAAAAAAAUUAUUUCAACUUUACGCUUAUCAAAAUUUAAGUGAGAACUGAAAAGAACAAUGCCUUCGUUUGUGAAAAAGGACGAGGAUGUGUCCAAAGAAGUAACCAGAAAGUUGGCUCAACGAGUUGUUUCUACUCUAAAGAGAAUUGGCGCUUCCAAGAAAAUUACCCUGAAAAAUGUCCAGCAAUAUAUCAGAGAGGAAUACCCCAAAACCCCGCAGAAGCUAGCCAGACUGAACAAUGAACUUGAAAAGGCUUUGUCUAGUGGAGUUGGACAAAGAACAUCAAAUAAUUAUCGAAAACCGCAAACCGUCACAAGUCUGAUAAUGGAAGCUAGAAGAAGACGCCGACGCCGUAGACACACAGGUCGUAAAGGUCGCAGAGGACGUAAGGGAAGAAGUCGCAGCAGACGUAGGGGAAGAAGUCACAGCAGAAGCAGAAAAUGAACAGAAAAAUUCAAAUUAAAAUUUGUGGGUUUUUUUUAUCGUGAAAAUAGCUGCUAAAAAAUAUACUUAGAUUCUUCAUGCGCUUUA